Messenger RNA from Paramuricea clavata, 654 nucleotides. NCBI's taxonomy places the organism in Eukaryota, Metazoa, Cnidaria, Anthozoa, Malacalcyonacea, Plexauridae. The record is from the annotation of a GenBank genome assembly.
AUGCUGGAAGAAAUAACUGGCAUGUUUUUGUCAUUAUUUUCGCUUUUCGUUAACGCAACACCACGCGUAUCUUUACGAGAACAUCAACCAGAGGUUGAUGAUGACAGAUGGCAACCGUAUAUUAAUGAAGAAUACUACGAGAACUUUCAUACCAGCGAACAGUUAAGCUCAGUCUUGGUUAAUGGAAGAAGAACAGCUUAUACAAGGCUUGAUUGUACUUCAUCUGGACAGAAGAGUUAUUGGGAGUCGAUUCGGAGAAGUUUAUGGACAACUCUGACUAUUACGUGCGCUAUGUUCGUACCAACGGCUUUCGUAACGGCGUUUCUUUAUAUUGAUUUAAACACAACGGAUCUUUGUUUGGAGUGGCAGUAUCACAAUAAUACUUUACCAUUUUCUGUAAAACGACUUCGUGUCAUCGGUGACAGUGUUGAAGCGGUGAUAACCAAUCUUUGGUUUCCGCUAACAAUGAUAGUUGUAUUUGGAUGGAAAGAGUUUAAGCUGAGGUUUAUGUCCACCUUUUACGUCGCUUUUAUCUUCGGAGAAACGGUAGUAAUUUAUUACUUAUUUGUGCUAGUAUUUGGUGUCUAUGAUACGAGCGUGUAUUACAGAAUUCCUGCCAAUGUACUGUUUUUUUUCUGGCAUAAUUUGCUGUAG